CUUCGGAUUUUCACUCUUCUGCUCGAAAGGGCAGUGCUUGAGAAUCAUUGAAGAAGGUGAUCGCUGGUGCUGAAACUCGAAGCAGAUACCGUUGAUAACUCAAAGCUGUUUUGCUCAAAGAGGGUUACCAAAGUUAGGAGCUCAAGAACUUGGAGCUGUCUUAUUUUUGUAUCAUGCCAUAUUUUAUUCAGAGGCUUUUCAAUACUUGCAAGUCAUCUCUCUCACCUAAUGGUCCUGUGUCUGAGGAGGCCUUAGACAAGGUUCGCAAUGUGUUGGAAAAAAUCAAGCCGUCUGAUGUUGGUCUUGAACAGGAAGCUCAGUUGGUGCGUAACUGGCCUGGUCCCGGGAAUGAGCGUAAUGGAAACCAUAAUUCUCUGCCAGCAAUAAAAUACCUUCAGUUACAUGAGUGUGACAGCUUCUCGAUUGGAAUUUUCUGCAUGCCACCUGGGUCUAUAAUACCACUUCAUAAUCAUCCAGGCAUGACAGUGCUAAGCAAGCUUGUUUAUGGUUCGAUGCACGUGAAGUCGUAUGAUUGGGCUGAGCCUGACCAAUCAGAGCUAGACGAUCCAUUACAAGCAAGACCUGCGAAGCUAGUCAAGGAUACUGAUAUGACUGCCCCUUGCCCAGCAACCACUCUAUAUCCAACAACCGGUGGCAACAUUCAUUGUUUCAAAGCGAUUACUCAUUGUGCAAUCUUCGACAUCUUAUCUCCUCCAUACUCUUCUACUCAUGGCAGACACUGCAACUACUUCCGAAAAUCCCCAAUGCUAGACUUACCUGGUGAGAUUGAACUGAUGAAUGGAGAAGUGAUCUCAAAUGUGACAUGGCUCGAAGAGUAUCAACCUCCAGAUAACUUUGUGAUAUGGAGGGUUCCGUACAGAGGUCCAGUGAUUAGAAAAUGAGAAUUACAAAAAAGGUUUAAGCAUAUAAGAAAAGAGCAGAAAGAGAAAGGAGCUUAUCAUCAGGAGAAUAAUUGGUAAACCAUUCA
Molecule: messenger RNA, 988 nt
Organism: Arabidopsis arenosa
Lineage: Eukaryota; Viridiplantae; Streptophyta; Magnoliopsida; Brassicales; Brassicaceae
Source: the annotation of a GenBank genome assembly